AUGGACAACAGCCAGUCGACGCGUCCGGCGUCGCAAUUGAUUGCCGGCUUCGCAUCGCCUUCUACCCCUGCCAGUGCGCAAAGAUCUAUGCGACAUUCAGUUCGAUCCAUUCAACCUCAGCCUUCAUCCCACCAGUCGGUGCAUGAUACCGAGAAAGAUGAAUUACGAGUCCUAGUGAGCACGCUCAAGUAUGAAUUGGAAAACAUCAAGCAGGAGAGAGGCCUGGAGGCUCUACGACACGAGAAAGAGACUCGGGAUCUCCAGCUGAGAGCAGAUGCGGAUUUCCGAAAGGCGCAGACUGCCGAAGCUGCAGGCCAACGUGCCAUCCACAAGAGCGAGUCGUUAGCUAAGGAGCUAAAGGAAGCGCAGGAGCAGGCCCUUGACGAGAAAACCGGUCUGGAACGCAAAAUCAGAGGCCUGCAAGACGAGAAGCAAAAUAUUCAAGAAGAAUUCAGUGACGUGGAAGCCAGGCUAUCCGACCAGGAGCGCCAGUCCAAGUACCAAAUCAACGAGUUGGAGACCGUCCGAGCAUCGCUUCAGAAGACGAUCGAGGAGCUUCAAAAUGACCUUCAAGCGGCUCGCAGCUCACAUCAAACUACCCAGGAGAAACUCUCCGAACGUGAAUCCGAGGUCGCCAAUUUAGAGUCAGAGAAUAUCCGCUUGAAAGCAGAAGGGAGCGGUGCUGAAGAAUUGGUGGUCUUGAAGCGGGAGCUCUCGGACCAGGUCAACCAUAUCCGUGAACUGGGGUCCACAAACCGAGACCAAAAUGCGGAAUUGCGACACCUCCGGAAAGUCCAGAAGAACGUCGAGGUGGUUGAGGAGCAGAAGAGAUCGCUCGAGAACCAGCUGCAGCUGAUGAAGGGGCUCGAGGCAGAGCUCGGCACUUUGCAAUUCCAAAAGCAGAUGUUGGAGGAUGAGCGACAAUCGUGGAACAGCUUACUCCAGGACAAUGACCAACCUGCAGAGUUUGAUUCUCCUGAGGCGGUGGUAAAGGCGCUGGUCCAGGAACGCAUCGAGAAGGCAACCCUCGUUGACAGACUCGGGAGCGUGGAUGCACAGUUUUUGGAGAAAGAUGAAGCGAUCAGGAGUCUCGAGAAUGAGAAAAUUCAACUUCGCCAGGAGCUGGAAAAGCUUCGUGCAGCUGGUGGUGGCUCAGUAGGAACACCAGCAGGCACAGAGGCUCGUCUUCGCUCCCGUCUAGAGCGCCAGCGUGCCCUAGCAGUGAAGGAGGUUGAGUACUUGCGUGCACAGCUUAAAACAUUUGACGUUGAAGAGGAGACGAUGAACACGGAUCAGGGCACAUUCGACGAGCAGAAGGCCGCUCAAAUCGCGCAGCUCGAAAAGAUCGUGGAUGAGUACCGUGUCGAACUACAAAAGACCCACGAAGAGUUGUCCAAGCGAGAGGCACCACAGCAGGACGAAGCGCAGGCCGAAGCUCGAGGAACUAAACGUCCUCUGUCACCCGCUGAUAGCGAUGCCGAGAGCGAGCGGCUGGCAGUGCUCUCUCGAAAGAAUCGCAAACUGCAGGAAGCGCUUUCGAAAUCCGAACAAUCAACAACUCUUGCGCGCAAAGAGCUAGAGGCUGCCAAGUCUCAGAUCAAAUCCUUGAAGUCCAAAUCUCGAACCCGUAUUCUCGAGCUGCGCGACAACCCUACAGCCGAAGCAGAGAAGAUCAAGAUGUCGACACUGACGACCCUCCGCUCCGAGAACAGAGAUCUCCUGGCUCAGCUGCGCAGUGAGCACACGGGCGUUAAGGUUGUCCCUAUCAGCACACUCGACAGCCUCAAACUUGAGAUGCAGGACAUGGAGGCUAUCGUCGCAGACAAGGAGAAGCGCAUGCGCCGGCUCAAGGAAAUCUGGACCGCCAAGUCCUCCGAGUUCCGUGAAGCCGUCGCCUCCUUGCUCGGCUACAAGCUCGACUUCCUCCCGAACGGCCGCGUCCGCGUGACCUCGAUGUUCCAUCUCUCUUCCGCCUACCGCCAUGGCGAUAGCGGUGCCUCUGAUUCCCGCGGACCGGGUAGCAUGGGCGACGACGGGGAGAACUCGAUUGUGUUUGACGGCGAGAACGGCACGAUGAAGAUCUCCGGCGGGCCGAAUAGUCUCUUCGCCAUGGAGAUUAAGCACCUGAUCAAGUUCUGGGUUGAGGAGAGGAAGGAUAUUCCCUGCUUCUUGGCGGCUAUGACCCUGGAUUUCUAUGAUAAGACUACUAGAGCUGCGAGGAUGUGA
Molecule: messenger RNA, 2226 nt
Organism: Penicillium cinerascens
Lineage: Eukaryota; Fungi; Ascomycota; Eurotiomycetes; Eurotiales; Aspergillaceae
Product: coiled-coil domain-containing protein MAD1
Exons: 3
Coding region: 1-2226 (741 amino acids)
Biological process (GO): attachment of mitotic spindle microtubules to kinetochore; mitotic spindle assembly checkpoint signaling
Cellular component (GO): kinetochore; nuclear envelope; mitotic spindle
Source: RefSeq, a predicted model, not a curated record